GACUUACGGAGGAGGAUGGUGGCUUUUAUUUUAGCUUCUCCGCCGACUGCGGGGAGCGCCGUCGCCGAGGAAUCAUGGCUGUAUGAAUGAAUGAUUUAUAAAAGAAUAUUUGCUUCAUAUUGAAAGAUCAUCAUAUAUUAAUUUGUUGAUUCCUUCACUGACUUUCACUGAAGCAUGGCAGAGGCCCUGGAGCUAAAGGAGAGGGGCAAUGCAUGCCUGAAGGAGGGCAAAUUUCAUGAGGCAUUGCUCCACUACUCUCAUGCCAUCAAGCGUGAGCCCAGAAACCACCUUUUGUACAGCAACAGGAGUCAUGUGCUGUUGAAGCUGGACCAGCACUAUCUGGCCCUGGAGGAUGCCAGGAGGGCAAUCCAGCUGGAGCCAAAGUGGCCAAAGGGCUACUACCGGCAGGGCCAGGUGGAGAUGGCCGCUGGCUUCUUCUCGGACGCGUGCAUCUCGUUCACGCAGGCGCUGGCCCUGCAGCCGCACGACCCGGCCCUGCUGACGGCCAUACAGACGGCCACCACGUCGGCAAGGGCCCAGCGCGCCGGUGACCGGCAGCUGCCGUACCUGGGCGCCGGCGCCGGUAUCGUGCUGGGAGUGCUGCUGGUGCUCGCCGACCUGCUGCUCACUGCCUCACCAACACUCACGCACCCGGUGGCGCAGAUAAUGCUGGUACUGCUGGUGGCCGGCGCCGGGUACGGUCUCUGCAAGGGGUACCGGCUGUACCUGGCCGGCCAGAGACGCUCGCUGUUGCAGCCGCCGCUGGACCUGCUCGGCGGCGACCCGGCCACCAACGGAGGCGACCCGGCCGCCGCCGGCGCCGACGGGGAGGACGCGGCCGCCGAACAGCCGGCCGCCCGGCACCACAAGUUCACCAAGGCGCAGGCGCGCAAACGCUACCGUAACGGCAAACGGUGAUGGGCGCCGCCGCGCGCGGGCGGAGGGCGCCGCCGAGCGCGGGCGGAGGCCGCCGAGAGGCGGACUGCCGGUCCGACCGGAGAGAGCCGCUGUGGCCGCUGGAAGGGCGCUGUGAGCCGAGGGGAACAGGACGGACCAGGGGAGCGGCAGCUGCAUCCAUGGGAAAGCCGAGCGGCUGGUGGAACAGCUGGGCCCGAGGGAACAGAGCAGCUGCCCAGCUGGCGAGAGCUGCUCGCCCGAAGCUCAGGGCGAGCUCACAAGGCUGUCAUUUCAAGAGUUCGUCUCGAUCAUGCAUCAUCGUAUGUCAAUUGUCAUGUAUAGGUGUUCUUGUUUGUAUUUUUUAUGCAAUAAUGACUGAGAUUAAUUUUGUUACGAUUUCGUCAAGACGAGCCAUCUGUUUUAGUCUUCAAUAAUGAGAUUUGCCUUUGCAAGCUGAUUCAUUUGCCGAUCGAUUAUACGGCUUAUAUGUGUUUGUUACUGCUUCAAUAUGACUACCUACCUGUGUAGUGUUGUACCGUUAUUUUGUGAAAAUAGUCUGAAUAUUUGUUUGUGUUUUUAUUAGCUCAGCUGAUCACGUCCCAUAAAGAAGUGCUUACAUGGAUGACUCUUAUUUUGUUCUGUCAUUUGGAUCAUAUAUUUGUGUUGGCGGCAUUGCCACCUAGUCAUGGGCGGAGCCGGGGUACGUUUGGCAGUGUUGCUCGGAUAUGGGUGGUUUCCUCGUCAUAUCCCAUAGCCGUUGUGUCCGAUCGUCGUGUAUGUCACCCAAUACAGAAUAUGGACCGAA
This is a messenger RNA of Amphibalanus amphitrite, 1702 nucleotides long. Its product is annotated as hsp70-Hsp90 organizing protein-like. The record is from RefSeq and is a predicted model, not a curated record. Lineage: Eukaryota; Metazoa; Arthropoda; Thecostraca; Balanomorpha; Balanidae. Gene Ontology annotation, molecular function: Hsp90 protein binding. The transcript is spliced from 6 exons. Bases 175 to 918 code for a protein of 247 amino acids.